AUCUCUCUUUCUCCCACACAGGACUCCGUGAGCUUGCGAUUGUCAUCAAUCUGUGGAAACUGGCCAUUAUUCAGGUGAACAUCUUGAAAAGCCUCUGUUCUGACUAGUUCAAGUGUCCCCAGCUGAAGUGUCAUUUGAGUCCGUGGACCUGAACACAGCACUAAAGACCUCUGAACACAGUCCAUUCCAGGGUGUAGAAUGGUGACUUGGAACAGAUGCAGCAGAUAUUAUUCUUAUAUGAAUUGAACUGAAACUAAAGGUUGCCCGUAAAGUUGAAACCCAUUGAUAAUUCUUGCUAUUGUUUGCUUGUUUUGGGGGGUUUUUCAUCGUGUGCUUGUAAAUGUUGUAGUUUGAUACCUUCAUGCACGCUUUUGACACAUUUUUGACUCUGUUGCCCGUCAUGUUGUUCUUAUAGAAAUGGUUCGGUAAGCAGAGUCCCCUUUGUGUUAGAGGGUUGAGGUAAUGUUUGGUAAUGUUUCAUGAACCGUUUAGUAGACAUGAGCCUAAAACCAAUCAAUAGUUUUGGGGAAGGAGCAAUGGAAGAGAGUCACAGAGAUAUUCAGAAUUCAGGCAAGAAUGAGAAAGGAAGGAAUAGCCCUGACAGUAUUCAAUUUCCAGUCUCGAGUUUGGCGGCCAAAACCGCCGAAAGAGGGGAUGGUGACCUGGGGGGACUUCCUCUCUGUUAUACGUCGCUUGACCGUGAGGGGGGUCAGAAGGCUGGCCAGGGGUCCAAGGGUCAAAUGUCUCAGUGUACGUCUCGUUCACUCUCUCAACAUUCUUCUCUGUCCAAGAAUGAAACUCCCAGUACGACAAUAGACUUUGAGGAUUCAUUUAAGGGUGACUCGUGUGAGUCACGCUACAAACUGCCGACCCACAACACACAGACUGAACCGUGUGUUUCUAAAGAAGAUCCAUCUUCCCCGACAGUAACACGGUCCGUGUCUGAGAGCUCCCUUGUUGGUGAGGGUAGCCUGGGCGCCACACUCGCCAACAGCCUCAAGCUCAUCUCCACCAACAAUUUGCCGGUGGCGGAGAGUCCAGUACAAAGCCGUCAGCUGCCGUCUGCGCCCUCAAGCCCAAAGUCGGAGACUCUGCUCAUAGAAGCGCCGAUUCACAGUGACGGGGACACCAUGCUGUACGGCGAGACAGACACCUGUGUGGGCAAAGACUACCCGGUAGAACACUCGUCUCCGGCGUUCCAGCCACGUAGGUACAAGACACGCUCUGCCACCACCGGGGAGAAAACUGUUGCUUCUUCCAAGACGAAAGGGAGAAAACGCCAGAGGGGUAAAUCUCCUUCCUCCACGCCUGGCAGCCCAACAAAUGCAUCGAGAGAUGGUAGUGCGACAAUGUAUCAGUGUGAGGAGUGUUGUAAAAUGUUUCACAGGAAGCAGACCUUGAAGCAACACUUUAUUACACACACAGACAGAUUCCCUUGUCCUUACUGUAAGGUUCGAUGCAAAAGUAAGGGCGAUCUCAAGACCCACAUUCAGACGCACACCAAAGAAAAGCCGUAUCAUUGCGAUGUUUGUAACACAAACUACACCAGAGAAAGCAUCCUGAAGAAGCACCAGACGACACAAACCCAUAAGAAAGCAGUGAUGGCCCUGGACAAGGUACCCAAGGUAGGACGUGCUGGGACAGAACCCCGGAAAGGAACAAACACAGCGAAAUUGUCGUUGACGGGUCAGUCUGAAGUCAAACUUGAAGGUGUUCCUUGUGAGAAAUGUGAGAGGGUUUUCUCCUCCAAGGCUGCCUUAAGGAAGCAUGAGAAAGUUCACUCUCUGAAGUUCAAGUGCAAGCUGUGCCGGAGACGUUGCCUCUCUUCUACCUUGUUGAAGAUUCACAUGAAACGUCACGACAAACACGACUCGCUACUGUGUAAAAUAUGCUCACGGUCAUUUUUCAAUCAUUUUCUCUUAAAAGAACAUAUGAAGUCCCAUAAAACCAUUCGAAUGGUGGCGUUUGGCAAAUCAGACAGAAAAUCUGCCUGUGGGAAGUUUGGAUGGAAAGAAGUGGGCCAACACGAAUCUCCCUUUGUCAAGCCUGGGGGCAGACCCCCGAAAGUGGCCAAAUGGUCGUGUCAUAUGUGCAGCAAGGCCUACAUCAAUAAGAAAAGUCUGGAGAAUCACGAGAAAGUUCACCACUGCUACAGCUGCACAAUUUGUGAGAAGCGUUAUCCUACCUUGUCCAAACUAAAGAUGCACAUGAAACUCCACGGAAAACCGUACAAGUGUGAUGUUUGUGAGUCUCCCUUCUUUGACCAGUCCGAGUUCAAGGAACACGUGGAGAAGCACCAUGUCCCCCAUGAUGAUCUUAAAUGCAAGAUUUGUUACAAAAAGUUUGAAUCUGCUACUGACCUGCAGUUUCACAUGCAGAACCACGCGCCCACAAUGCUGUUCAGCGGUGCGUGUCUCGACGAGAGCAGUAUACCAGUUCACAAUAAGAACAAGAAAUUUGUACACUCGGGCUCUGCUGUCUGCAAGCUCUCUGAUUCUGACUGCUCGAGUGACAACGAAGAGGACACUGACCUGGCUAGGAAAUCUGGGAAGUCAGACAACACCAAUGCUCACAAAUUAUUGAACGAUAAUGCAUUUCUCGAACUUUUUGGCAGUGUUGUAUUGGAAUUGACGAGGCCAGAUACAAACACCGAGGAGUACGAUUCAGAUGAUGAGCUGCUUGCCACGAUCAAGGUCAUUGUCGAGUCAGACUCGCCUGAUUCACCUUGCGUCAGUGACGGGGAAGAACAGCCUCAUGUGGGGGACUAUAUCAUUUACACUCAGGAGCAGAUACUGGACAAACACAACGACCAAUUCACGCUGCACUCAGAGAUAGAUGCUGGCAAAACCACGUUUGUUUGCAAACUGUGUCACUGCACGUUCAAGGACAGCCUUCUUCUACAGCAACAUUUCCUCGGACACGUUUGUGAAUGUUGCAACAAUUUUUAUCCUCAAAAGGAAGAUCUACGGUGUCACAGGGAGGAGCACAGAAAACAGCUGAUCGUCAGAAUGAAAGACGAAGCCAACUGUUUAGAGCCAAGCCUAAAGGAAUCCUUCAGUUGGGAGUCGUCUGAUACCGGGGACGACGAGGAGAGUGAUGGUUUUCUCAGCGAGAUGGAAAAUGUGCUCGACUGUAAAAGUCACAAAACAUACUCCACGGUGCUUCAGGCUCUGUCACAUGAUGAAAUUAUCAAAGCGAACAAAAAAACCUUUGAGAGGUACUCCUGUAUUGAUACCUCCAGCAGCAUCUUCGCCUGUACCAUAUGUAAAAGAAAAUACGCCCGGCCCACCACGCUGACGAGACACUUCAAGACACACGUGUGUCCCUUCUGUAACCAAUUCUUUGAGGACAAGGCCGACCUGCUGGAACACAAGUACAGGCACCGCAAGGAAUCCUCCGCCCCCACUGUGGACGUCUGUGGGGAGAAAAAGAAAGGUCCUGCGUCACCUCUGGUCUCUAAGGUCAACAGAGAAUUCUUCAAGAAAUUCUCUUUCGUGGACUCCCAACACAACAUAAACCGGUGUACUCUGUGCUGCAAGAACUUUGUUCGGAGGACGGUUCUGACCCGCCACAUGAAGACUCACAUCUGCUCGCACUGCGACAAGUUCUUCGAGGACAAGUAUGACCUGGCCAAACACGUUGUCACUCAUCGCUCGGACAUGUACUACUCUGACUGUGACAACGACGACUUUGCCGAGUACGAGGAAGACGACGAGAGACCGUUUGCCGGUCACUCAGCAGUCGCCGACCGGGGGAAGCUUGUUUCCAUCCCCUCGGCUUUUUCUACCGGCUUGUCCCACUUUACGCCCGCCUUCCACACACAGACGGCCAUGAGCGAGGAGAACCAGACGUUGACCUUCAUCCAGAUCCCGGCCUCUGAGGGAGGGGAGGCGGCCGACCCUCAGAUGUACACCAGCACCACCCCCGGGGGAUCAACUUUUCAGAUCAUCUCUGAGCCAGACUCCAACCCCGAGUCCUUCCUCGUGGCCCCAACCAACGGCGCGGCUGUGGAUCCGGGGAAGAUCAUCACUAUCUCUCAGUCGCAGAUUGUGCCCGAUGAGAACGACGACAGGCAGAGGCUGUUUGAGUGUGGGGACUGUGGGAAGCGUUUCUUUAAGAACGGACACCUCAAAUCUCACAUGCUCAUACACUCUGGCGACAAGCCGUACGCUUGCAGGUUGUGUGGAAAGUCGUUUUCCAGAUCCACGACUCUGAGGAAACAUGAAAAAACUCACAUGAAGAGAUGUAAAAUUUGUGAUUCCACUUUUAACUACAAGUAUGAACUGGACAUCCACAUGGAAAUCCACCGCACGUACGCCUUUUAUAAAUAGGGAUGGAAAUCGUGGACUGGGCGUUGCCUUUCUCACAUUCUUAUAUUCUUUUGUCUUUUUUUGGUUCAGGGCUUUAUGGAAACUGUAAGAACAUAGGAUGGUGUGGAUGGGGGUGUAAAAAGACGUACACAAGACGAACGUAGAGAAACUGAGUUGAGCUCAAUGACUGGCAGUUACUUACGUACACAUCCAUGUGUGGGUUGGCUGCGGGUGUUCUGGUGGGGUUUGCUCCUUCUUUCUUAUCAAACAUCUAUUGUCCUUUUUUCUCCGUCUUUUCUUUUUACAUUUGUUACUCUCUUGUAACAUUUCGGUGCUUAUAAUGUGAACUAGCGCCGUGAAACUCCUACUACAUCUGGACUUUUUAUUGUUCUUGCUUGUCUCAUCUUGUAUGAAUCUGUUUUUGCAUUUGCAGCACACUGUAUCGCCUUUGCUAUUGAGGUUCGAUCUAAAUGUGACAACAUUCUUCUCUUUAAAAUAUAUGUUAAUUUUUUUUAAUUUUAAGCUUUUUCCCAUGUAAUUUAUUAUGUAUGGUUUCGGAUAAAUCAAAGGAACAAAUUUCUUAGCAUAUAUUAGAAUACCAGUAUAUCUUAGAAUAUAUUUUUCUUCCAAACCUUUAUUAACCUAAUACCAAAUAUAGAAAGAGCAACUUAAUAUUUUGGCUUACAAGUUAAAUAAAAUAUUCCUAUACAUUGUACAGUAUAUAAUAUUGAAUCCUGAAAAAAAAGUGUUCACUUUAAUUAAAAUUAAUUAAUUUCAGUUUUAUUGUUUGAGUUCUGAAUCUCAUGUACAUGAUGGUAUGUGACUAUGUCAGGUGUACAUGAAGAUAGCUUGUGCUUUGUACGACAUGCGGGGACAUCACCAGAACAUUGACAGAUUUUCUGUCUGCUGUAGCAGUCGACUGUUCGUAGAGGUUGUUUUGUUUUGUUUUGUUUUUGUUUGUUUUUUGGUGGGGUCCACUGUUCUCUUGUAUAUUUGAGGUGGAUGUUGGUUUGUACUUUGUGCCUUUUCACGGGCGCUCUGUUAGCUUAGUGGGUAUCAUGCUGAACUAUGAAGCAGAUGACUCUGGUUCGUACCCCAGACGUUGUGUUCUUGAACGUUGGUCGUUUUGUGGAGUUGUCAAGGCUCUCACUUCAUCUGACUCUGUCCUGUUGAACAUAUUGGACAUUGGAGACGGACGUUAAAAACUUUGAGGUCUCGCCUCUUGAAUGACUUAACAGUGUUGGAAGGAGCGUUAAACCCGCAUACUGACUUACUGACUUAUUAACCCCUCCAAUGUUGUAUAUUGACGUACCUGGCUCUCGUACGAUAUAAAAUUACACAAACCUCCACAUCUUGAGCAACUUGAUGAUGCGUUGUGCUUUGUUGUCGGAAUCAAUGUGGGUGUACAUCUAUGUUGUUUAUACAGUGAUGGGAAACUUGAACUGUAUUGAUAUUUUUAGAAUAGAAUUAGUAUUUACUGAACUCCUUCACUGCUUCAGCGACGUAAGGCUCACGUCUCCUAUGUGUGCUUUGAGUGGCCGUACAUGAUGUAACAUGUAAUGUAACUGUAUCUUUAAUGUCUCAGAGGCAGAUGAUGCAGAAUGUAUUUCAACUUUAAGUACGGUAGCUUUACAUUUGUACGCUGCAUACGUGGCUAGUGCAUGGCUCGGAGGGGUUAAACUGGUAAGUUACGUUGUCAGAGCAGAUUCUAUGUUUACAAUCAAGUUUAUUCUUUACACAUCAUAUAGAUCUAGAAUAUUUACAUCAAGGCGACAUUGUACAUCUAAAUAUUUAUUUUUGCACGUGAUAUUUGUACUUAACUGUAGCUGAGCAGUAAAACCAAAUAGACCGUUACUUAAUGUCUCUUGACACGAGUCAUUCUUGUCAACAUUUGUGAUUCUCCUCUCUCCUUUUCCUUCAUCGUACGGUACUGAAGACUUUUGGUAGAAAAAUAUUAAAAGAAAUCUUGGUGAGUAGCGCUAUUGGCAACUGUAUCACCCCCCCCCCCCUCCUCAUAACUUCACUUCCACUCCAAUUGCGUGGUAUUGUCAAUUAUUUCUGAAUAGUUUGUUCCCCCACGGCCCGUCUUUGCUGAAACUGAAAUCCGCGGGACCCGUCAGAUUGUCUUUGUUUAGCAAGGGUUUUUUUUUCUUUUAAAUUAUCAGUGUUGGGGUAUAAGUAUACUAUAAAUAUAAGGGGCCUCACCUGUACUUACAAUUACAAUAGAUGGGACUUUUCGUUUUGUCCAGCUUAAAAGUUGUCAGUUAUUGCAAGCCGGCCUUCUGUGUUAUUCUUUGCGUUAGUUUUCUCUGAUGCGGCAUCUGGCUGAUGUAGGAGUUGAUACACAUAUAAAUGAAUUCAGUUUUGCAUGUCACCUGGAAUUUGUUCUUGCAUCAUUAUAUAGAUUGUAAAGUUCAUAGAGCUUGCUGUUGAGCGAGAAUUUGCACUAUACCAUGCUAUCUAUCUGUGAUCUAUUAUUAUUUGAUCCUAGAUUGGUGCCAAUGUUCUCGAGAGAAAAUUUGAAUUUCAGAGUUGAGAGUAGUUAAAAAAAACCCUGUUUUGAAUUACGAUGUUUGGGUGAUGGAUUGUUUCAGUUCCUGUUGAUGG
Messenger RNA from Aplysia californica (California sea hare), 6917 nucleotides. RefSeq names its product zinc finger protein Xfin. Gene Ontology annotation, biological process: regulation of transcription by RNA polymerase II. NCBI's taxonomy places the organism in Eukaryota, Metazoa, Mollusca, Gastropoda, Aplysiida, Aplysiidae. Bases 480 to 4331 code for a protein of 1283 amino acids. Gene Ontology annotation, molecular function: chromatin insulator sequence binding. The record is from RefSeq and is a predicted model, not a curated record. Gene Ontology annotation, cellular component: chromosome. The transcript is spliced from 2 exons.